CCAUAUUCAAACGCGGCGUAAAGCGCUCCCGCGCACUUCUCGUUUCGCUCGACCUUGAACCGGGUUAAUUGAAUUUGGAACGUGCUUUUUGAAAUGUUUUGACGAAAAAGUGAGUGAAAAUGAUUGCGUUUAUGAAAGUGGGAGCGGGACAGGUAGUGAGGUGGCGGGGAUCGCAGUGUCGAUGGGUUAAGUACCAUUCGGGAGUCGGGGUCUUCGGGCAUCGGCCGAGAGAGGUGAACGACAGCGAAAUACCAGAAGACGUUAUAUCAAAACGAUAUGAGAACUGCCGUGCGCAUCAGCUAGUUAAUGCAUACCGGACGUACGGUCAUCUUAGGGCUACAAUAGAUAAUGUCGAUUAUAAGAAUGAAAACAGGAACAUAAAAGAACUGAGUUUAUCCAGGUACGGGCUCACUUCAGAAGACCAUGUAGACCUGGGUUUAUUAUACGGUCACAAUGGAAAGGGACCAGCUAAAAAUCUGAUAGAACAAUUGGAGAAAUUAUAUUGCGGACCUAUUUCAUAUGAGUUUUCGUAUUUAGAAACAGAUGCAGAACGAGAAUGGUUCGCCCAAAGGAUAGAAAACAGUUCGGAUAGUAUAGAUAGGGAGAGACGUCUAGAAAUUCUAAAAGAACUAUUAGAAACCCAGAUUUGGGAUAAAUUCCUAUCGGUUAAAUACCCCACUGUAAAGAGAUAUUGUGGGGAAGGCGCUGAGUCUCUAUUGACUUUCUUCUCAACGCUUAUUAGAAGAACUGCGAAUGACGGUAUUCAAUACGUGACCCUUGCAAUGGCUCACAGGGGCAAGAUAAAUACCCUAACGAGCCAAUUGCAAUGCCCGCCCGUCAAGAUAUUCCACAAAUUUAAUGGCAACCCAGAAUUUCCAGAAGAUGCAAACGCCGCGUGUGAUAUUGCAACACAUUUGAGCGCUUCAGUAGAUUUAACUGUUGAUGGAAAGUCCGUGAGAUUCUCGAUGCUCAACAAUCCAUCACAUUUAGAAGCGGCAAAUCCUGUUUCAAUGGGAAAAGCACGCUCCAAGCAACUAAAGCUAAGGGAAGGGGACUAUUCUUCGGACAAUUCGUCAAGACUUGGCGAUAAGGUUAUGAACGUUCAAAUACACGGCGACGCAGCCUUCACCGGGCAAGGAAUAAACCAGGAAAUGCUGAUGAUGUCCCAAGUUCCACACUUUGAUGUAGGAGGUUCUUUGCAUGUUGUUGUAAAUAACCAGAUUGGAUUCACGUUGCCCGCAAGCCGCGGCCGGUCCAGCAGAUAUGUGACGGAUUUAGCGAAAGCGAUCUCAGUACCGGUCAUACAUGUAAAUGGCGAUCAUCCGGAGCUAGUAGCAAAGGCCACAAAUAUAGCGUUCGAGUACCUAAGGAAGUUUAGGAAAGAUGUAUUCAUAGAUUAUAAUUGCUAUCGGAAAUGGGGACACAACGAACUAGACGAUCCGACCUUCACAAACCCUUUAAUUUAUAAAGUCAUACAUAAUAGAAAAUCAAUUCCAGAUUUGUACGCAGAGGUGUUGAAAGCUGAAGGCAUAGUCAGCGAAGACGAUAUAAAUAACAUUAACAAUGAAUACAAUAAAUAUUUGCAAUCUCAGUACGAAAUGGCGAGUGGAUAUCAACCAGAGGUAACAUAUUACCAAGAACAAUGGUCGGCCAUGAGAGCCGCUCCGAAGGCGGUCGAAGUGUGGGACACGGGAGUUCAUUCGGAUAUUUUGAAGAGUGUCGGAAACGCCUCUGUUUGCACACCAAGCGAUUUUAAUAUACACCCACAUCUCGCAAAAACUCAUGUGAAAAACCGACUAAACAAGAUAGCUUCAGAGAAAGACAUCGACUGGGCUACUGCAGAAGCUCUGGCCAUCGGCUCGCUCCUCCUAGAGGGUCGUCACGUCCGCCUCAGCGGCGAGGACGUGGGGCGCGGCACCUUUUCGCACCGGCACGCCAUGCUCGUGGACCAGGAACUGGAGACCAUACAUAUACCCUUGAACCAUAUACGGGAGGAUCAGAAGGGGUUCUUGGAGGUUGCAAACUCAAUCCUCUCUGAGGAAGCAGUAUUAGGUUUCGAGUACGGAAUGGCGUACGACAAUCCUGACAACCUUUGCAUAUGGGAAGCACAGUUUGGAGACUUCUACAAUGGCGCCCAAAUCAUUGUCGACACUUUCAUCGCUUCUGGAGAGACCAAAUGGGUCCGUAGUAACGGUCUGGUCCUACUCCUCCCCCACGGCUACGACGGCGCCGCGUCAGAACACUCCUCAUGUAGACUGGAGCGGUUUCUGCAGCUCACUGACAGUUCUGAGACAUCCCCCGAUUCGGAGGCUGUUUGCUUGCACGUGGUGAACCCCACCACACCGGCACAGUACUUCCACUUGUUGAGGAGACAGGUAGUAAGAAAUUACCGCAAGCCCUUAGUAGUAGUGGCGCCAAAGAUUCUCCUGCGGUCUGCGGACGCUGUGAGCUCACUUUCAGACUUCACUCCGGGAACAUUCUUUAGACCCGUUAUUGGUGACACUUACGCAGAGCCACUUCGCGUUAAACGCGUGAUACUCGUCAGCGGGAAGCACUACUACGAGUUGCACAAACAGAGAGUCCAGAACAAGAUAGAAGACGUGGCCAUUAUAAGGGUGGAGGGAUUGUGUCCCUUCCCCGUACAGGGCUUGCAGGACGAGCUCGCAAAAUAUGCUAAUGCUAGAAAAUUCAUUUGGAGUCAAGAGGAGCACAGAAACAUGGGCGCUUGGUCCUUCAUUAAGCCUCGCUUCGAAAAUCUUUUAGGGAAAAAGCUUAUUUACUCUGGUCGAGGAGAGGCCGCAACUCCCGCGGUGGGCGCUCCUGUGUUACAUCGCGCGGAAGUCGAACAUAUUAUAAGAGAUCCAUUAUUUAAUAUCAAAUAAAUACUUUUAAAUUAUCAGUUGUAAUGUUUAAAUGAUAUUUGUGUACUUAAGAAAAAAUGGUUCGUUGAGAUGUUUUGAUUUUUAUCAAUUUGUAAAUUUGUAACGAUAUAGUAAAUGCUAAAAAGUUAAUGAUCACUACUUUAUGUAUUUGUCUUUAUUCAAAUUAUUAAUAUUUAUAUUUUUAUACAUUAAUAUUACUUUGUCAAUGAUGUUUUUGACCUCAGUUGCAUUUAAAGAACGCAGCGAAUAAGCUGUAAACUAUAUUUUUGAAAUAAAAAUUUUAAC
Zerene cesonia (dogface butterfly) is the source of this 3167-nucleotide messenger RNA. Its product is annotated as probable 2-oxoglutarate dehydrogenase E1 component DHKTD1 homolog, mitochondrial. The transcript is spliced from 20 exons. NCBI's taxonomy places the organism in Eukaryota, Metazoa, Arthropoda, Insecta, Lepidoptera, Pieridae. Gene Ontology annotation, molecular function: thiamine pyrophosphate binding; oxoglutarate dehydrogenase (succinyl-transferring) activity. Gene Ontology annotation, biological process: tricarboxylic acid cycle. Bases 120 to 2882 code for a protein of 920 amino acids. The record is from RefSeq and is a predicted model, not a curated record.